UCACUAUCCGACUGCAGCCAGGAUAUGUGAACUACCCUGUCAACGCGUUUAUUCCCAGACCUUUGCAAUGUAGGCUACCAGCUGUAAAACGUGUGGACCAUGUAUCAAGCGUAUGCAGACCGGAGAAGCGGAGAUGUGGGAAAGAUCAUUAUGGAGGAGAUUGUUUGGCACAAGAGAAUGAACAAGGAGGAAGAUGUUAGAACUGUGGUGGAGAUCAUGAAACGAAAUCAGAUAAAUGUACCAGGAGGGUGAAAGAGACCGAGGUUGCCAAAAUAUGGGCAGUUAAGAAACCCCUAUGCGGAGGCGGUCAAAAGGGUAGAAAGAACGAGUAGCUCUAGCGGUCUCAUGCUAGUGGCUAGGCAUACACUGCAACCUGCGGAGAGUUCCCAUCACCAGCCGGACACAGACAUUCUUCAUGAUGAAUAAGGAGGACUUUGUUACUUUUAUAGCAAUGGUGGUAAACGGGCACUGCUCAAUUGGGGAAAUGAAGUAUAGGAACGUUGACAUGAAUUAAAAGGCUUACAUCCGAGUUGUGUCUGGUGCGGUCCUACCCUCGCAGCCCCCUGAGCCAUAACGCAGAGUUGUAGAGUUUUUGAAUGACUGGAGGAGUGGGAUGUUUUAUAAAGUUUUUUUGAUAAUACGUGUGGAUUAAUGUUUUUGUUCCCUUCUCCGUAAUGAAGCAGUUGGUGGCGGCAAUACAACAAUAGUUGUGGUAUGCCAUAACGUUUCAGAGAAGAAGAAGAAGAAUCUCAACGUUUUGGCACUUUUAUUUUGAAAUCCAUAACACUUCCGGGUCUGGAACAGCGAAAUUCGACUUGUGGCGCUGAAAUGCUACAUUGUAGUUGAAUUGUCUCAGAUAAAGGUUUACCGUGAGUUUUGAUAAUACUUUUCUUUAUUAGUUUUAGACAAGACGUGACAAUGUCUCAAGAUUGGAUAGGUUAUAGCUAUGCUGCAUUGGUCUCGGCAGGAGGAAUCAUGGGCUAUAUAAAAGCAGGAAGUGUAACUUCACUGGUUGCAGGACUUUUCUUUGGGUUUCUAGCUGGACUUGGUGCCUACCUGAUGUCUCAGAAUCCUAAAGAUGUCAGGCUUUCUCUAGGUACCUCAGGAACACUGGCCGUUGUCAUGGGAAUGAGGUUUCUAAAUUCCUGGAAGUUCAUGCCAGCUGGUCUGAUGACAAUAGCAAGUAUACUGAUGCUGGGGAAGACUGCAGUGGGGAUGUUCAAGAGACCACAUGAUUCAUAAAUGUGAAGAAUAUAGGAAUUUCACAGUUUUUAUAUUCAAUGUUUGUGGUUUAUAUAUAGACAGUUAUUUGACAUCUGAAUUUAUAUCAUUAUCAUUGCAAAGAAACAUAUACUAUUGAAACCUUUCAAGACAAGCAUAUAAUGAAUGAAAAUAUCGAUAUUCAGCUGGGUUUGAUAUUCAGCUGGGUUUGAUAUUCAGCUGGGUUUGAUAUUCAGCUGGGUUUGUCUAAUUUGAAGCUGACAUGUGUGGCCAGGGAAGGCUUUACUAUCUUUCUGUGAAAAUUACAGCGUUGUAAAUAAUGAAUAAAGAUGACACAAAAAUAUA
Molecule: messenger RNA, 1566 nt
Organism: Salvelinus sp. IW2-2015
Lineage: Eukaryota; Metazoa; Chordata; Actinopteri; Salmoniformes; Salmonidae
Product: transmembrane protein 14C-like
Biological process (GO): regulation of heme biosynthetic process
Cellular component (GO): mitochondrial membrane
Source: RefSeq, a predicted model, not a curated record